Molecule: messenger RNA, 1118 nt
Organism: Triticum dicoccoides
Lineage: Eukaryota; Viridiplantae; Streptophyta; Magnoliopsida; Poales; Poaceae
Product: cytosolic sulfotransferase 5-like
Exons: 1
Coding region: 16-1029 (337 amino acids)
Molecular function (GO): sulfotransferase activity
Source: RefSeq, a predicted model, not a curated record
ACAAUCUGCCUCACAAUGUCUUCUUCCUCCUUGUGCACGCUGCAAGAAAGCGGUGCCAAAAUCAACCAGGAGCUCUACCACAAGUUCACCAACAUGGUGUCCUCCUUUCCGUGCUCCCCGGCUCUCACCAGGCACCCGCUCUACCGCCAUGACAGUGGCUGGUAUGCCCCCCUGGCACCAAUGGUCUCCACAAUGGUCGCAGACGCAUGCUUCUCGGCGCGUCCCUCGGACAUCGUCAUUGCCACAAUGCCGAAGUCCGGCACAACGUGGAUAAAAGCAAUGCUUUACUCCACGGUGCACAGAAGGGAGCACCCCGCAGACGGCCCCGACCACCCGCUCAACUCACUCGGCCCACAUGAGUGCGUCAAGCUCCUGGAGUACCAGCUCUACAUACGGAACAGGAUCCCGAACCUCGACGGGCUUCCUGACCCUAGGCUCUUCGCUGCGCAUGCCCCGUUGGUGUCGCUGCCAAGGUCUGUCCUGACGAUGGGCUGCAAAAUCGUGUACGUGUGCCGUGACCCCAAGGACGCCUUGAUCUCACACUGGAACUUCGUGAACAAGUUCAGGGCCAGGGACGGGUUGGAGGCGCUCUCAGUUGAGACCGCCGCCGAUUUUUUCUGUGAUGGUGUGACGUUGUUCGGGCCGUACUGGGACCAUGUCCUCGGAUACUGGCGGGCUCAUCAGGCGCACCCUCAGAAGGUUCUCUUCUUCAGGUACGAAGAGAUGAUUGGGGACCCUGCGGCACACGUGCGGAAGCUGGCGCAAUUCGUUGGCCGCCCGUUCUGCAUGGAGGAGGAAGAGGCUGGCGCGGUAGAAGCCAUCGUAAGGUUGUGCUCGUUUGAGCACAUGACUGGGCUCGACGUGGCCAAGCAUGGCAAGACAGAGCUCGUUGUCAGCAUGGCGGAGAAUAGUUGGUUCUUCCGGCGUGGCCAGGUUGGGGACUGGGAGAACUAUCUGUCGCGAGAGACGGCAGGUAGGAUAGACGCCAUUACCGAGGCCAGGUUCAAGGGUUCUGGCCUCCGUGUAUAGCCGGUCAUGGUGUAAUAUUGUUACUCAAUCAUUGUGCGUGCUGUGCUAGAUAUGUAACCUGGAAUAGUUAUGCAUGUGAAUUCAGUGAG